AUGCAAAAGUUCCUCAAAGAGCGACGUCAGUGGAUCCCCACUUUCAAGGAGGAGGACGCGGUUCAUGAAGCUGCCUCCGUACAGCUGCCCAAGUCGCUCGACCAGUUCUCUUUUGCCACUCCUGCUGAAGUUAACACGUCUUCCGCCGGUCUCAAGAGCUUGAAGGAUCUUGAAGACUCACACAAACGAAAAGCCGCUCUUCUCAACCCGGCUCCCCUGGCAAGUGCCACCAAUGGCACCAUUUUCGAAGAAGCAGGUCCCAGCUCUUCGACGUCGGCCAACGGAUCUGCAUCCGCUACUGCCCCUCCUGCCUCUGCAUCCCAAACGCUACCACCACCUCCCGCCCCGCCGUCUCGCAACCAGUCGUUCCGAACUUCGGUCUUUGCCGCUUCCGACGACUCGGCUACAGUUCGCCCAUCCGGCAGCAUCUCCCGCAAGCCUGCCGCCACUCUCGGUGUCCACGCAGGCAGCGCACCCGCUUCAACCGCUGUCUCUCGUGACAUUCCUCAGCGCAGCAGCUCGGUACGACAGGAUCUCUCUCUGCUCGCGCCCAGCACUGAGACAGAGACCGCUAAAGAUGCACAAGCGUCUGCGGCUACAGCGGACAACGAACCCGCUCGCCCUGCUAAUGGAAGAGUCGAACAGAUCAAGGAGCAGGCUGGAGUCUCGGAUUCAGCAGCAGCGACCGACGCGGCAACGGCCACUGGCAGUGUGCGACCGUCCAUGGACACGGCGGCAUUUGCUACUCCUACCGGAUCUCAAUCGCUCGACGGCCAUCAUGGCGCUUCCCCAACCUCGGCGCAGCAAGUUGCCUCGCAGGACGGCGACUCUGCGGCUGUUCAACCGACCAGUCCACCGCGUCCUCCCAAGAACGGACAGCGCACGCCUUCGCGACAGAGCAGCGCCGAGCCCAUCCGUAGUGCGCUCUCCAAGUCGCCCAGCACCACCUUCCAACCCACUCAAGAACAAGAGCAGUCGGUGGGUGAUACCCUGGUCGAAAAAGUGGUUCAGGCUGCACCAGCUCUGCAGAACGUCGUGCCUGGCACUGGCGCCGCUACCACUCGCGACGCCUGA
Molecule: messenger RNA, 1074 nt
Organism: Sporisorium graminicola
Lineage: Eukaryota; Fungi; Basidiomycota; Ustilaginomycetes; Ustilaginales; Ustilaginaceae
Exons: 1
Coding region: 1-1074 (357 amino acids)
Source: RefSeq, a predicted model, not a curated record